AACACUUUCUGCCAUUUUCUCUGAGUGUGUUUAACGGUCCCGGUUAAAGUAAGUCACUGAUUUGUUUUUCUAAGCGGGGCUGGGUGUUGGUUCAAGCCCGCUGUCUUCAUGGAGCAGCGAUGAUAUGACUAAGGACACUUUAUUUAUUAAAGACAAAAAAGGCGUGUGUGAUUUAACACUACUGUAAAGUGAAUAUCAUGUCCAGCCUCCGGCCAAGAUCUACCGGGUUUAGUGCUCGGCCCAGUUGUGUCGUUAUGCCAGAGUAUUGGUCGGUACAUUGCAAAUUAUAAAAGAGGAGGAGGAGGAGAAGUGCAGGAGGCUGGGCCAGCGGAAUGCUACGUGUCUUGGAAGUCCCUUUUAAACCCCCCUUCGUCUUCUGCGAUUACUGCAAGCCAAAAAAGUUUGGAAGUUACAACCGGAGCAAGCGGCAGACUGCCCUCCCCUUCAUCCAGGCCUCUCUCUCUCUCUCUGUGCGUGUGUGCGUGUGUGUUCGAGCCCGGUGAUCCAGCAGCAGCGGCGGCAGCAGUGGUGCGAAAUGUCCGGGGUGAAAAAGCUUCGUACGGAUCUCAACAGGUCAACUAAUGUGGUGUACCAGGCCCACCAUGUCAGCCGGAGCAAGAGAGGGCAGGUCGUGGGCACCAGGGGAGGCUUCAGAGGCUGUACCAUCUGGCUCACUGGUUUGUCAGGUGCCGGGAAGACUACCAUCAGCUUCGCCCUGGAAGAGUACCUUGUGUCCCAUGCUAUCCCUUGCUACUCGCUGGACGGCGACAACAUUCGCCAUGGCCUGAACAAGAAUCUGGGCUUCUCUGCUGAAGACCGCGAGGAGAACAUCCGUCGUAUCGCUGAGGUGGCCAAACUGUUUGCUGAUGCCGGGCUGGUGUGCGUCACUAGUUUCAUCUCUCCUUUCAGCAAGGAUCGUGAAGAAGCCAGGAAGAUCCAUGCAAGUGCCGGGCUGCCAUUUUUCGAAGUGUUUAUUCACGCUCCUCUUGAGGUGUGUGAGAGCAGGGAUGUAAAAGGACUUUAUAAGAAGGCUCGUGCUGGAGAGAUUAAAGGUUUCACUGGGAUCGAUUCAGAUUAUGAGCGACCUGAGGUUCCAGAUCUUGUACUGAAAACCGGAGAGCUCUCAGUGAACGAAUGCCUCAGUCAAGUUUUGGAGCUGCUCAGGGAUCAGAAUAUUGUACCAGGCGAGAUCAUGGAGGAGCUGAAUGAACUAUUUGUUCCGGAGAACAAGCUGAACCUCGCUGUGGCUGACGCAAACACGCUUCCCACCAUCAGCAUCACCAAGUUGGAUCUACAGUGGGUGCAGGUUUUGGCAGAGGGCUGGGCUAGCCCUCUAAAGGGCUUCAUGAGGGAGAGAGAGUUCCUCCAGGUCUUGCACUUUGGAAACCUGCUGGAUGGCGGGGCCAUCAACUUGUCUGUUCCCAUCGUCCUGCCUGUUAGUGCUGAGACCAAGCAGGAGUUGGACGGCUGUGCGGCUGUAGCUCUAGAGUACCAGGGUUCACGCGUGGCUAUUCUCAGGAACCCGGAGUUCUAUGAAAACCGCAAAGAGGAACGCUGUGCCAGACAGUGGGGAACCACUUGUCCACAACACCCUUACAUUAAGAUGGUCAUGGAGGGAGGUGAUUGGCUUGUAGGUGGUGACCUGGAGGUGCUGGAGCAAAUCAAAUGGAACGAUGGACUUGACCAGUACCGCCUUACUCCACAGGAGCUCAAGCAGAAGUUCAAAGACAUGAAAGCAGAUGCUGUAUUUGCCUUCCAGCUGCGUAACCCGGUCCACAACGGUCACGCCUUGCUGAUGCAGGACACCAAGCGCCGUCUGCUGGAGCGAGGUUACAAGAAUCCAGUCCUCCUACUGCACCCACUCGGCGGCUGGACCAAAGAUGACGACGUGCCUCUGGACUGGAGGAUGAAACAGCAUGCUGCCGUCUUAGAUGAGGGCAUCCUGGACCCAGCCAGCACCAUUGUCGCCAUCUUCCCUUCACCUAUGAUGUAUGCUGGACCCACAGAGGUUCAGUGGCACUGUAGAGCCAGAAUGAUUGCCGGAGCAAACUUCUACAUCGUUGGCCGGGACCCUGCAGGCAUGCCUCACCCAGAGACUAAAAAGGACCUUUAUGACCCCACCCAUGGAGGCAAGGUCCUCACCAUGGCCCCGGGCCUCACCUCUGUGGAGAUCAUCCCUUUCAGGGUAGCCGCCUACAACAAGACUAAGAAGGCUAUGGACUUUUAUGAUCCAGAGCGACAUGCUGACUUUGAGUUCAUCUCUGGAACUAAGAUGAGGAACAUGGCUCGGAGCGGCGAGAACCCUCCUGAUGGCUUCAUGGCUCCAAAGGCCUGGAAGGUGUUGGUCGAGUACUACACCUCUCUUCAGAAGGACAAGUAAUCAACAAAGCGCUCAGCUCGCCAGUCGACAGCACACUGUAAAACCAUUACAGUGGGUUCUUAAAGGGCGUAUUUUAGAUCCAGUCUUGUUUUAUGUAUUUAGGAUUAUGAAUGUAGCUUAUUAUAAAUAAUGAGUCAUUCUGGAAGGGGUGGGUGUUUUGUACAAGUCUCCAAAUCAAAAUGACUUGUCUUAACAGUUAAAGCAUUAAAUUUUUACAUUCCUAUAAUAUUAUGUGAUUUAUAAAUCCAUGUAUGUUUAUAUACAUAUUAACUUAAGCUGUGUAUUUUAAUAAAUUAAUGGUAACUUGAGAUCUUUCUGUUUAGCACAUCCCAACACAGGGAAAUCAUUUUUGAUAUUUACCUGUUUGUAUGACCUGAAUGAAAUCAGUCAGUUUCAUCACUACCUACAGUGCCUAUUUGCUUUACAUGUAUGGAUGUUGAUUAAUUCAUCGUGUGAGAUACAACAUAGGAUUUUUUUUUGUUUUUAAUAAUGUGAAAGUGCCUUUCUCACAAAUGUCAACAUUGUAAAUCAGAAAUAGUUCUUUUCGGCAUUUGUCUGAUAUGACCCGGGGGUGUGCAUUCAUGUAAUAAAGACUUGCAGUUUUAGUAAGUAUGUCAGAUUCAGUAAUAAAGGAGCUUAUUUGUUA
Larimichthys crocea (large yellow croaker) is the source of this 3026-nucleotide messenger RNA. Its product is annotated as bifunctional 3'-phosphoadenosine 5'-phosphosulfate synthase 2. The record is from RefSeq and is a predicted model, not a curated record. The transcript is spliced from 12 exons. Gene Ontology annotation, biological process: 3'-phosphoadenosine 5'-phosphosulfate biosynthetic process; sulfate assimilation. Bases 536 to 2380 code for a protein of 614 amino acids. Gene Ontology annotation, molecular function: sulfate adenylyltransferase (ATP) activity; adenylylsulfate kinase activity; ATP binding. NCBI's taxonomy places the organism in Eukaryota, Metazoa, Chordata, Actinopteri, Sciaenidae.